Stylophora pistillata is the source of this 3292-nucleotide messenger RNA. RefSeq lists its product as uncharacterized. Gene Ontology annotation, biological process: regulation of apoptotic process. Gene Ontology annotation, molecular function: protein binding. Lineage: Eukaryota; Metazoa; Cnidaria; Anthozoa; Scleractinia; Pocilloporidae. The record is from RefSeq and is a predicted model, not a curated record.
CAUUCAAUGACCUUAAGUAUUCUUAAAUUUGCAUGUAGCUUAAGGUAGACACCCAGGAUGAGAUUACUGAAAUGUUGGGAAAGUUAAAUAAUUUUCCAUGAAUUAUCAUUAACACAAGAAUUUAGUGUUUGUUUAUAAUGAUUAUAUAUAAUUAUCAGAUGGGCCUGGUAUCAUGGUGACUGAAUGUGAUGGGGCUGGGAAUGGUGAUGACACAGGGACAGCAAAAAGUGAUCCUUUUAACACUAUAGAGAUUGCAAAAGAUGGGCCUGAGCACAUGGUGACUGAUGGGGCGGGGGAUGGAGAUGAUACAGGAACAGCAAUAAGUGAUCCUGUGAACACUAUAGACACCGCUGAAGUUGAAGCUGAACCAUUUCAAACUGUGCAUCCAAUUGAUCAGCCAUUGCUGGACAGUGCAGAUCCUUCCACAGUCUUCACUGCUGGGCGUCGUGGUGGUCAUGGGGCUCAUACAACCAAAGACUGUACUUCCGGUUUCAGUAAUAAUGGCUCCUCUUUGAGAUCAAUGGGACCAUAUCCGACACCCUUAGAGGUACAGACAGGACAGCAAACGGGUCCCGCUCAAAACCCUUCGUCUUCCCGCGUCCAACAUGAUCCAGCUAUGGAACCGGAACCAGCGCGAUAUGUCAACUUUCUGUUUUACGAGGGUUACUCUGUGGAAAUACUUGGUGGAAAACACUUUAAGACUCGUGAUGGAGAGUUUGUGGAAAUGAAGAGUGGAACACAGUAUAAAAUACUUGUCAAAAAUUCACAUACAUAUGGUUGUCAUUUGGACAUAUCUAUCGACGGUUUUGAUGUUGGUGGAUGGGCUCUCCAUGGAGGAGAAGAAAUUUCAAUAGAGAGAUCGGCUUAUGAGGCCAAGACGUUCACCUUCUACCGAGUGAAAACUGCACCAAAGGAAGCAGGCAUUGAGUCAGGUCGGGCCGAAAAUGGUCUAGUUAAGUGCGUGUUCACACCCGAAGCUUUCCUUAACAUUCCAGUAACCAUUUCUGGUUCUUCUCAGUCAUUGAAUGUGAGCAUGGCCCCAUGUGCGACAGUUGGUGAUUUGAAACAUGAAAUGCAGAGCCAGUUGGAAAUACAGAAUGACCCGGAUCAAGUUCUUGCUCAAGAUGACAAGCUGCUCUCAAAUGCUGCUCGUCUAAAGCGUGUUCUUGGGACACCAGGAAAUUUGAGACUUAUCGAUGCAGAAAUGACGAUUACAGUGACAGUCGAGGCGUCUUCCAGUGUACCUUCUCCAAAAACCUUUCCAAUAAAGGUGCAUCCGGGCAAGGCAAAGGUACAUGAUCUCAUGGAACAGAUAGAAAGAGAGCUUAAUGUUCCGGUCAGCGACCAAAAGCUUUAUUUUGGAAGGACUCUCCUGUCUGGAGCACCAAGGAGAUGCCUCCCCGAUGAACUCAUCUGCAGUUCACGACCAGCUGUAGCCGUCACUCUACCGGAGUAUUUUCACAUAACAGUGGAAGAACAGAAUGGUGACUCUCACGCCAUAAAGAUAGAUAAAGAGAAGAACUUGAGGGCUGUCUUGGAAGAAAUUCCUCCCUGUCGUAACCUGCAAGAAAAUACACAGGUUAUGUUUGAUUUCAAUGAAGAACAACUCUGCCCUUUUACAGAUGAAAGGACCUUAAACAGGCUUGGUAUUUGUUCUGGAUCCAAGCUUGAGUUGGUAAUAAAGAUUCUCUUCAUCGAAGUUGAAGCUUGUUUCUCAGAUGGUACUCCAUCAGUCCGCGUGAGAUGUAGUCCCCAAGAUACUUUCCAGGAUUUGGUGAAAAAGAUUAGACUAAAGAAUAAGAGGGAAAAAUGGAGGUUUACGUUCGCAAUGGACACAAGAAUUUUUCAUCCAGAUCAAGACAAAAGUCCGUUACAAGAUUACGGAAUUACGCACGGCUGUACCCUUAACGUCACGAGACAUCCGGCCACUGAUGAUACCAUUGUGCCUCACGAAACGGUUCAUUCAUCACAGCUCGAAGGUUGGCUCUCUGACGUCCCUGGCAAGAGGAAAGUCCAAGAGAAGAAAUCGUUUUUCUGUAUUUUGAAAGAAAAGCUUUUCAAGAAGCCACUUGGGGAGCAUAGGAGAAUGGAAACAGCAGGUUCAUGUCAAGUACCACCGCUACGAGGUGCGAUCCCUCCAGGAAAGGGUUCAUGUCAAGUACCACCGCUACGAGGUGCGAUCCCUCCAGGAAAGAAGAAUAAGGAGCGGAUAGUAAAUUCGCUGAGGAAGAGAAGUAUUGCGCAUGGUUCAAGACAUCUUAAAGUAAUUACACGAAAUCUACAAGUAGGGUCAGGGCGUAACGUUGUGGAACAAAAACAUGGUAAACUGAGAGAAUUAAGUCUUUCUUCACAAGGCCGGACGCCUCCAGGCGCUAUCUUUCCAGGGAAGGCUGGUUUCAAAGAGGAGGAACAUAGCAAGGCCAAUCGUGUCAACGUCGUCGAAUCUGAUCCAGAAUGGAGAUCAGGUGGAACAACAUUACAGGGCCACAGCACACAACGGUUCAUCACGGCUGAACCAAUCAAAGUGGAUCCGUCAAGGAAGGUUGAGUUGGUUCUCAGGCUUGUAGCCAGAGAGGGAGAAAAAGGACUCAAAUUCCCCGAGGGAAAGUGUACCCCACUGUCAACUCUGAUCCCACCAGCUGUCCAAGAGUAGAGCAGAGACUGGGUCGAUGUCAAUGCUAGUCAAUACCAAGGACUACUAGCCAGAGUAAUCUACAGUGCGACUACUGUUGUCAGAUUCACUUUUAUGAAAUUAUAUCUAAACUGAAAUAUCACGAAAGUAGGCCGCAUCACCGGCUGAGUUUGCGCGACCUCUUGGGUAAAGACCGUUGAAAAUAGGGUGCACGACCUGAUGUGAUUGUGGUCAAAGACAAAAAACAAAACAAAACAACAAAAAAUGAAAAAGUACGUAAUCGUGUAUUCACUUCUUUUUUUUCUUUCUGACCCACUGGUGUGGUUAUUUUAUUUUGGUGUCGGGAAAUAGUUUGAUUAGAGGAACGUAGAAGGAUUCUUGAAUGAGCGUCUCGCUCUCAAUGAAUGUUCAUUUAAAAUUUUUCUUGGAAAUGUGAUCGAGGAAAAGAAAAAUGUAAAUAUUGAUGUUUUAAGUAUACUUUGGCGAAAUCGUCGAAAUAUUAACCAAGCCAGGCAGAAAAUUAGUUUGGGAAGCUAUAAACAAGGAUGAGAAUUGCCAGAAGAUCUACUUGUUUUAGAGACUGCCUAUAGACACAUGUGGUGCUUUUAAAGUCAGGCUGUUUUCGCUGAAUGUUCGCAAUUAAAAGAUCUUUUUACGCAU